Messenger RNA from Spodoptera littoralis (African cotton leafworm), 3723 nucleotides. The record is from the annotation of a GenBank genome assembly. Lineage: Eukaryota; Metazoa; Arthropoda; Insecta; Lepidoptera; Noctuidae.
AUGGCAAAUACAGGCUUAUUGCCGUUUGUUCGCGGCGUGGACUUUACCUGUAAUGAUUUCAGUGAUGAUAAAUUCCCGGAUGCUAUUCGGUACAUGACUGGCCUCCAGUGGCUACGGCUCGACAAGACUAACCUGACAGAUAUCCCUGAGGAGUUAGGCAAGUUAAUGAAAUUGGAGAAUUUAUCACUGAAGAAGAACAGUUUAGAGAAAUUAUUUGGUGAGUUGACCGAGUUGAAAUGUCUGAGGUCCCUAAAUGUGAGGCACAACAAUGUGAAGAGUUCAGGGAUCCCGGCUGAGCUGUUCAGGUUGGAAGAGCUCACCACCUUGGAUCUAUCACAUAACAGGUUGAAGGAAGUUCCUGAAGGAUUAGAGAAAGCCAAAUCUUUACUAGUUUUAAAUCUCAGUCAUAAUAAAAUUGAGAGCAUCCCACCAACAUUAUUUGUGCAACUGACUGACUUAUUGUUUCUGGACCUGUCCCACAAUCUGCUGGAGACUUUGCCCCCUCAGACCAGAAGGCUAGCUAACUUGCAGACACUUGUACUUAAUGACAAUCCACUUGGAGUUUUUCAGCUGAGACAACUGCCCUCUCUUCAAAGCUUAGAAGUACUUCACAUGCGCAAUACACAGAGGACUCUUGCUAACCUGCCGUCAUCUCUGGACACCCUCUCCAACCUGUCUGAUGUGGACUUAUCAAAGAAUGCCCUGACCAAAGUACCUGAUGCCCUAUACUCAUUGCUGAGCCUCAAGAGACUGAACCUUAGUGACAAUGAAAUCACUGAAGUGUCUUCAGCUAUGGACAACUGGCAAAAACUGGAGAGUUUGAACUUAUCACGAAACAACCUGACUGUGCUGCCAGCUUCCCUGUGCAAGCUACAGAACCUAAGGAGGUUGCAUGUGGAUGACAAUAAGCUGGACUUUGAAGGUAUACCUUCGGGUAUUGGGAAGCUGGGCAGCCUCGAGGUGUUCUCAGCUGCUAACAACUUGUUGGAGAUGAUACCUGAAGGGCUCUGCAGAUGUGGAUCUCUCAAGAAACUGAAUCUAAGUUGCAAUAAACUUAUUACUUUACCCGACGCCAUCCACCUACUGAGUGACUUAGAAAGUCUGCAACUACAUGGAAACCCUGACCUGGUGAUGCCACCGAAGCCAGUGGAACGACCGAGAGGCGCUGGUCUCCAGUACUAUAACAUUGACUUCUCUCUGCAAGCUCAACUACAGCUGGCCGGCGCUGCUUCCAAUGAACCUACUACGCCCAGCAGUGUAAAAUCCGACCCUAUCGCGCGUAAAAUGCGCUUACGCCGUGGUCGAGCUGAGCCGGAACAACGUGACUCCGCGCUCAUCCUCAAGGGCAUGCAGGAACAGGCCAAUACUCAACAUAACGACCAGAGACUUGAGCAGAAGAACUCUGAACUUAAGCCGAAGCGAUGGGACGAGAGCUUGGAGAAACCUCCGCUAGACUACUCGGAGUUCUUUGAUGAAGAUACGGGACAGACGCCCGGCCUCACUGUCUGGGAGAUUGAGAACUUCAUACCUGCGCCUGUUGAUGAGGUGGCACACGGUAAAUUUUUCGAAGGUGAUUGCUACAUAGUGUUGAAGACUGCCAUCGAGGAGCAAGGCCAGCUCUCCUGGGACAUACACUUCUGGAUCGGUUCUAAAGCGACUCUGGACAAGGCGGCGUGCGCGGCGAUGCACGCGGUGAACCUGCGCAACCUGCUGGGCGCGCGCCGCACGCAGCGCCACGAGCAGGCCGACGAGACGCCCGACUUCCUCGCUCUCUUCCCCACGCCGCCCGUCUACAUACAGGGCAGCCACACUCCCUCCGGCUUCUUCACUGUUGAUGACCCGCAUUACGUGACCCGCCUGUACCGAGUGCACGGCGCGGGCAACAGUAUCCACCUGGAGCCAGUGCCCGUGCAGGCUGACUCACUCGACCCUCGCUAUGUCUUCGUACUCGAUACGGGACUCGUUAUAUACUUAUGGUACGGGAAAAAAGCAAAGAACACCUUGAAAUCCAAGGCCCGUUUAUUUGCUGAGAAGAUAAAUAAAGAAGAGAGGAAGAACAAGGCUGAAUUGAUCGCUGAACCGCCCGGUAAAGAGCCGGCCAGCUUCUGGGAGACACUCGGAUAUGAAGGCGACCUGCCCUAUGUACCACAGGAGCAUGUAUCAGCAGACUUCACGUGGGCGGGCGCUCGUCUAUACCGCGUGGAGCUGGGCAUGGGGUACCUGGAACUGCCACAACCGGAGAGCUCGCCCCUCGCACGUGGUAUACUACUCACUAGGAACGUCUACAUACUCGACGCACAUGUCGAUGUAUUCGUAUGGUUCGGCAAGAAGUCGUCUCGUCUAGUACGCGCAGCGGCGGUCAAAUUAGCACAAGAGUUAUUCAACAUGGUGGCCCGUCCUCCGCACGCACUCGUCACACGACUGCAAGAGGGAACUGAGACACAGGUGUUCAAGACGUACUUCCUGGGUUGGGAGGAGGUGAUAGCAGUGGACUUCACUCGUACCGCGGAGUCAGUCGCGAGGACUGGUGCCGACCUCGCUAGCUGGGCCAAACAACAAGAGACUAAAGCGGACCUCUCAGCAUUAUUCACUCCUCGGCAACCAGCGAUGGGGGCUGCAGAGGCUAAGACUCUAGCAGACGAGUGGAACGAGGACCUGGAGGCCAUGGAAGCAUUCGUCCUGGAGGGAAGACACUUCGUGCGACUGCCUGACAACGAGCUCGGAGUCUUCCACAGCUGUGACUGCUACGUCUUCCUCUGCAGAUAUGUGUUGCCUGCUGAGCCGGAAGACGAGACUGACGCGACGAAUCCAUGUGAGGACGACUCGGAAUCUGAAGCGGCGACGUGGGUGGUGUACUUCUGGCAAGGACGUCGCGCUCCCAACAUGGGCUGGCUCACCUUCACCUUCGGACUGGAGCGCAAGUUCAAACAACUCUGCAAGAGGCUCGACGUCGUCAGAACUCACCAACAACAGGAGAGUCUCAAGUUCAUGGCUCACUUCCAUAGGCGGUUCAUCAUUAAAGAUGGCAAGAGGAAUCAGAAGCCGGAGAGCGGUCGCCAGCCGGUAGAACUAUACGAGCUGCGAAGCAAUGGAUCGGCGCUGUGCACGCGACUCGUACAAGUCAAGGCAGACGCUUCACAGCUCAACAGUGCUUUCUGCUACAUCCUAAACGUGCCGCUAGAGGGCGCUAACGACACGUCCUCGGCCAUCGUGUACGCGUGGAUAGGCAGCAAGAGUGACGCAGACUCCGCGCGACUCAUCGAACAAAUUGCUGAGGAGAAGUUCAAUAACCCUUGGGUUAGCUUGCAGGUGAUAACAGAGGGCAGCGAGCCUGACAAUUUCUUCUGGGUGGGUAUCGGCGGCCGCAAGCCGUAUGACACGGACGCAGACUAUCUCAACUACACCAGACUGUUCCGAUGCUCCAACGAGAAGGGAUAUUUCACUGUGUCUGAAAAAUGUACCGAUUUCUGUCAGGAUGAUCUGGCUGACGACGAUAUAAUGAUAUUGGAUAACGGCGACCAAGUGUUCCUAUGGCUUGGUGCCAAGUGCUCAGAAGUCGAGAUAAAAUUGGCGUACAAAUCUGCACAGGUCUACAUCCAACACAUGAAAUCUAUGCAACCGGACAAGCCACGCAAGUUGUUCCUGACUCUCAAGAAUAAAGAAUCGCGGCGGUUCACCAAGUGCUUCCAUGGAUGGGGAGAACACAAGAGACCUCCUGAAUAA